AUGUCUCCUCCCCGUCGUCGUCAGCGGAGGAUUUCUCAAAUUUCAGAUGAAUCGUGGAUGGAGAUCCUCUCUUAUCUUCCGGCAAAACAUCUUAUGCGAUUCAAGUCGGUGUGUCGUAAAUGGCGUUCAAUCAUUGUGGAUCCAGGUUCCGUCCGAUUACACAGUCAGCGUGGUGCUGGUAAAGGGGUUCUAGUAUGCGGCACCUAUCAGAGUCCAAGAACAAUAAUGGAUUUUUAUCACAUCAGCCUCGACGGCCAGCGAAUCUCUCAUCACGAAGCCGUUUUUCCGUGCUCCAACGAUGAUGAUAAGCUUGUGGGAUGCACCAACCAGGUGAACGGAUUGGUAAGUUUUUUCUGCGGCAACGUUUCCUACUUGUAUAAUCUGGCCAACAGAGAAAUCCUGCGACUCCCUGAUGCGGAUAAUGAUCGUGACACUUGGGCUUACCAUCUUGGUUUCGAUCCUGUUAACAAACUCUACAAAUUGUUGAGGUGCGAAUUCGCGGAUAUAACUCCAAUCUGUCCUCCUCGUCCUAUAUAUUAUCCUGAAGAUGGGGAUGAAGGGUUAGUUUUCUCCACCGGCUAUGGAGAGGGAGGACCCUACGAAGGAGAAACCUACGUACGCUCAAGCUGCGAGAUUCUUACGUUUGGACAAGGGGCCGAUUCGCCGGAAUUAAGGUGGAGAGUUAUUGAUUCUUCUCCACCGACACCAACUCGCUCUCUGUUACCACGGAUUGUUUGUUACGAUGGGGUUUUAUACUGGAAGUGGGACAACAACACGCAUCUCCAUGCUUUUGAUCUUUCUACAGAGACGUUUUUUGAUAUCCACAUUCCAGCGUCUGGAGAAGUAGUUAAUUGUAUUCCGGAGUUAUUGCGUUUCGGACCUUGUCUGUCUCUUUCGACUUCUUCAUGUAAUCGGGAUGGAAAACUGUAUUGGAAAAUCAUCUCCCUUUAUUAUAAAAAAGAUGGUAACCAUGGCGACAGAGUACUCGACCUAUUAGAGCCUUCAGCUGAGCUGAGGUUUGAAGCUCCCUUGAAUGAGGCCCGACAGAUGUCCCGACAGAUGUAUGGGUAUUGUUCCAGCUGA
Oldenlandia corymbosa var. corymbosa is the source of this 1083-nucleotide messenger RNA. The record is from the annotation of a GenBank genome assembly. Lineage: Eukaryota; Viridiplantae; Streptophyta; Magnoliopsida; Gentianales; Rubiaceae.